AAGCGCGUGACGCAGUAAAAUCUGUGGUCUGUUCUGCAGAGUAUUCAUCAUUUUUUCUUAAUUAAACGCGUUAUUAGCGGUCAUGGCGCAGAGCAUGCUGCUGUACUGGAGCUCCGGUUCUCCGCCGUGCUGGAGAGUCAAGAUCGCGCUGGAGGAGAAGCAGCUGCAGGGAUACAAACACAAACUUCUGUCUUUUGACAAGAACGAACACAAGUGUGAAGAAGUGAAAGCUCUCAAUCCCAGAGUUCAGGUUCCAACGUUCAAGCACGGAGACAUCGUCGUGAACGAGUCGUUUGCCGCGUGUCUGUAUCUGGAGAGCGCGUUUAAGUCUCAAGGCACCCGUCUGAUCCCAGACGACCCGGCUGAACAAGCGCUCGUCUACCAGCGAAUGUUUGAGACCAACAACCUGCAGCAGAAAAUGUAUGACGUGGCUUUCUACGAGUGGCAUGUUCCUGAAGGAGAGAGACAUGAAUCGGCUCUGAAGAGGAAUAAAGAGAGUUUAAUCGCCGAGCUCAAACUGUGGGAUGGAUACUUGGAGGAGAUGGGUAAAGGCUCGUACCUCGCUGGCAAGAACUUCACUAUGGCCGAUGUGGUUUGUUUCCCCGUCAUCGUGUUUUUCCCGCGACUUCACUGUCCUCCAGAGCGUUGUCCCAGACUGAUGGAGUACUACAAGAUGCUAAAGGACCGUCCCAGUAUUAAAGCCAGCUGGCCUCCUCACUGGUUGGAGAAACCUGAGGGUCAAGACAUGCUCAAGAACCUGUGAAGAACAUCCUGAACACACCAGCAGAAUAAAACCAUCACUUAAUUCAGAUUUAUGUUCAACUUACUGUAUUAAAUCACAACCCUUGACUGUGAUCAGUCUCGUUUACAGUGCAGCAGCUUCAGUUUGUCUGAUGUUUGAUAAUUAACCUCAGUCAUUUAUCUUUAACUCAGCGGGCCGCUUUAUGUGUGAACUCAUUUUUGAAGAUAAAGCUCAUUGUUGUGUCUGUAAUGAUUAACGUUAAAUAAAGUUUUAUCCUGUUCAGUCCAAAUAAAGAACAUUUUUACCACCAGUUUUAAA
Messenger RNA from Sinocyclocheilus rhinocerous, 1060 nucleotides. RefSeq names its product glutathione S-transferase A-like. Bases 83 to 763 code for a protein of 226 amino acids. The record is from RefSeq and is a predicted model, not a curated record. Gene Ontology annotation, cellular component: mitochondrion. Lineage: Eukaryota; Metazoa; Chordata; Actinopteri; Cypriniformes; Cyprinidae. Gene Ontology annotation, biological process: L-phenylalanine catabolic process; glutathione metabolic process. Gene Ontology annotation, molecular function: glutathione transferase activity; maleylacetoacetate isomerase activity. The transcript has 7 exons.